Molecule: messenger RNA, 3343 nt
Organism: Owenia fusiformis
Lineage: Eukaryota; Metazoa; Annelida; Polychaeta; Sabellida; Oweniidae
Source: the annotation of a GenBank genome assembly
AUUUCUAAUUUUCACCUUCACAGGCGUGAAAUAAGCGCUAAUAUGGUGUCUAAUUACGGUAUAAUAAGUAACUUUGGCUUUGCAAAAUGUGGAAAAUAACAAGGACAUCGUGUUUAAAUGGAUUAAAACUAAAUCAAAAGUAAAUGUUUGUUGGAAUACCAGUGAGGAACCUCAAGAUCUAAAACACAAAAUUAUUCAUGUCUGAUAUUUUGACAGUUCCCGGAUGAUUGGUUUCAAAUAAAAUGAUGAAGAACACUGAUAAAUAUAAGAAAUCAAAGUACCUUUAGUUCUACAAGGAUUUAUUUAAGCAGGUCAACAAAAUAUAUUCACCAUGGCUUUUCCUCAAGGAUUAAAUGAUGAAAGGCAACCAUAUAAUAGCAGUCCAAGCAAAGCAUAUAAUCGCAGUGCCAGUGACCAAGGUCCUAGUCAAGCAGGAGGUGAAGGAAAUAAAACACCCUCACAGUCACAGACUUUACAACAGGCAUUUUCCCAGGGUGGGCCUAUUACUCAGCCCCCUGGGCCCCCUCGUAGAGACGCCGCACCCCUCAGUAGUGCGUGGAGUACAGCACUAGCAGCUGCAGGAGCAGCAGGAACGAUGAGUGGAAAAGGACGCGUGAAUAAAAGACAAGUGCGCGGGCCGGUUAAUGCCAACCCAAGGCCUCCCCGCGCAUUGUUCUGUCUUUCACUGAAAAACCCUAUACGCAAACUGUGCAUCAGUGUCGUCGAAUGGAAGCCUUUUGAAAUCAUCAUUCUGCUGACGAUUUUUGCGAACUGUGUCGCGCUGAUGGUGUUUACGCCAUAUCCAAAGGGAGACUCCAAUGACAUUAAUGAGGCUUUGGAGAGUGUAGAAUAUGUGUUCCUUGUAGUCUUUACAUUAGAGUCAAUCAUGAAGAUUAUAGCCUAUGGUUUCAUCUUCCAUUCCGGUGCUUACUUAAGAAGUGGGUGGAACAUUCUAGAUUUUGUAAUCGUAGUAGUAGGAUUAAUAAGUACUGUGUUGUCAAAAGUGAAUCUAGACAAGUUUGAUGUGAAAGCGCUAAGAGCUUUCAGGGUGCUCAGACCUCUUAGGCUCGUGUCUGGAGUUCCAAGUUUACAAGUUGUGCUGAACUCUAUAUUACGAGCUAUGGUGCCUUUGCUUCACAUUGGCCUUCUGGUCAUCUUCGUUAUCAUCAUAUAUGCCAUCAUAGGCCUGGAGCUGUUCUCAGGGGAAAUGCAUAAAACAUGCUUCUAUAAUGAUACAGGUAAACGCGUAAUGGAAUCACCAAAACCUUGCGGCAAAGGGUUCAAAUGUGGCGAAGAAAAUGAAAUAUGCAGACCAUUUUGGGAAGGUCCAAAUGAUGGCAUUACAAAUUUUGACAACUUUGGGCUUGCCAUGUUAACGGUGUUCCAGUGUGUAACUAUGGAAGGCUGGACAGAUGUGUUAUAUGAUAUCAAUGAUGCCGUAGGUUCAGAAUGGCCAUGGAUCUAUUUUAUCACACUUAUCCUGCUUGGGUCGUUUUUCGUCCUUAACUUAGUUCUUGGUGUCCUGUCGGGAGAAUUUUCCAAAGAGAGAGAGAAAGCAAAGGCUCGAGGUGAUUUUCAAAAAUUACGAGAAAAGCAGCAAAUGGAAGAAGAUCUGAGAGGCUACCUUGAUUGGAUAGUUCAAGCAGAAGACAUUGAGCCUGACAAUGAAGAGGAAGAGGAAGCCGAUGAAAAACCAACACCAAAACAUAAGCCCACGAGUGAAACUGAUUCUAGUGAAAAAACAGAUGAACUGGGUAGCGGGGAAAUACAGCAGCAAACUUGGUGGCAUAAAAAGAGCCGUCGGUUUUUCACAUGGAACCGCAGAUGUCGCCGAGCAAGCCGUCGCCUUGUAAAAUCUCAAGCAUUUUAUUGGUUGGUUAUUGUCUUGGUGUUUCUCAACACGGGAGUUCUCACAUCAGAGCAUUAUGGCCAGGAACCCUGGCUUGAAACAUUUCAAGAUGUUGCCAACCUUCUGUUUGUGAUCCUGUUCACACUAGAGAUGUUGCUCAAGAUGUACAGUCUGGGCUUUCAGGGAUAUUUUGUCUCUCUCUUCAAUCGUUUUGACUUUUUUGUCGUCAUAUGCAGUAUAUUAGAGGUCGUGCUCAAGUACACCAAGGUUAUGCCUCCCUUAGGCGUCUCCGUGCUCAGAUGUGCUCGUCUACUUAGGAUAUUUAAGGUCACUAGAUACUGGUCAUCGUUACGUAACCUGGUAGCUUCAUUGCUUAACAGUAUGCGCUCAAUUGCAAGUUUAUUGCUUCUUCUCUUCUUGUUUAUCGUCAUCUUUGCCUUACUUGGGAUGCAACUCUUUGGGGGAAGGUUCAACUUUGAGGAAACAGCUGAAAAACCAAGGAGUAACUUUGACACGUUUAUUCAGUCGUUGAUUACAGUCUUUCAGAUCUUAACUGGUGAAGAUUGGAAUGUUGUCAUGUACGAUGGAAUAAAAGCCUACGGUGGUGUCAAUACUAUAGGAGUCAUCAUAUGUUUAUACUUUGUCUUUCUCUUUAUAUGUGGUAACUAUAUCCUGCUGAAUGUCUUCUUGGCUAUUGCGGUGGACAACCUGGCAGAUGCUGAGAGUCUUACUGAGGCAGAGAAAGAGAAGGAGGAGGAGAAAGAGAGGACCAAGUCACUAAGGAGAAGCAAGAGCAGAUCUCCCUCUGAUGAGAAAAAGGAGCCACUAGAUGGCGAGAGUGUUGAGGUUGUAGAGGAUGAUGAUGACGAUGACAAUCCAAAGAGGUACGAUCGGGAAAGAUCCCCGGAUAGUGUAGUCAGUGAGCAUCGUGUUAAGAUUCAUGAUGUUGAUACAACUGAUACAGAAGUUGAUGAAUACAGGAGGCGAGAUAGAGAUGACCGCGAUGAAGAUGACGAGGAUGAAGAAGAUGAAGAAGAGAGAGAAGAAGGAGAUGAGGAGACCCAUACAACACUGUCUGCGAGACCUCGUCGCAUGUCAGAUCUCAACAUAAAGGAAAAGAAACAACCCAUUCCUAGAGCUACAUCUCUCUUUGUAUUCUCACAUACCAACAAAUUCCGUGUGUUUAUGCACAAGGUGUGUAAUCAUUCAUACUUUGGCAACAUUGUGCUUGCCUGCAUUCUCAUAUCAAGUGCCAUGUUAGCAGCAGAGGACCCCUUAGAUGCAAACUCAGCUAGGAAUAAGAUAUUGAACAAUUUUGAUAUCUUCUUCACAACUGUGUUCACUAUUGAAAUUAUCAUCAAGAUCAUCGCAUAUGGGCUGAUCCUGCAUAAAGGCUCGUUCUGUCGGAGUGCCUUCAACUUGCUUGAUAUCUUAGUUGUAACCGUCUCCUUGAUAUCCUUCGGUCUCAAGCAACCAAGCCAUAUCUGUAGUUAA